Messenger RNA from Aegilops tauschii subsp. strangulata, 726 nucleotides. NCBI's taxonomy places the organism in Eukaryota, Viridiplantae, Streptophyta, Magnoliopsida, Poales, Poaceae. The record is from RefSeq and is a predicted model, not a curated record.
AUGUUCAGGAGCAGGGGGCUGCUACAAGAUAGCAUCCACACCAGUGUGGAAGAGCAAGUGGCCAUGUUCCUCCAUGUUGUUGGUCAUAACCAGAGGUUCAAGGUUGUACACAACACCUUCAGGAGAUCAGUGGAGACCAUCUCCAGGUACUUCAAGCAAGUGUUGUAUGUUGUUGGGGAGCUAAGAGGAGAGAUGAUCAGGUCACUAACCGGCCGGACUCCUACCAAGAUUCGCACUAGCACAAGAUGGUAUCCAUACUUCAAGGAUUGCAUUGGAGCAAUAGAUGGUAAUCAUGUCACUGCCAGGGUGCCGAGGUCACAAGCUGCAGCACAUAGAAGGAGGAAGCACUACACAAGCCAGAAUGUGCUAGCUGCUGUUGACUUCGAUCUGAAGUUCAUAUAUGUGCUGGCUGGCUGGGAAGGAUCAACACAUGAUGCUAACAUUCUCAGUAACAACAUGAGCCAUCAUGGUGGCAUCAACAUCCCCGAUGGCAAGUUCUACCUUGGAAAUGCUGGCUAUGCAUGUCGGCCAGGUGUUUUUCCACCCUUCAGGAAAACCAGGUACCAUCUGAAUGAGUUUGCUGGUAGGAACUACCCUAGGACUCCUCAGGAACUGUUCAAUCUCACACACUCCAGCCUUAGAGUGACUGUUGAGAGGGCAUUUGGAGCUCUGAAGAACAUGUUUAAGAUCUUGGAUCAGAAGCCAUUCCACCCUUACCCUACCUAG